AUGAUCCGACAUCUGGCGGCUUUGAUUCUUCUUACUGCAGUGUCUCUGAUUCAAACUGCAGAGGUUCCUCAGCUGAUCUCUUUGACUUUGGUUGAACCUGGUGAGAAUAUUACUUUUCACUGUCCAGUCUCUGACAACGACAAAUUCUUUACCUGGUAUAAGCAGCCUCUUGGACAUAUGGGCCAAACAGUCGCUUCUGGACUUGCUGGCAAAAUAACAGUCAGUGAACAAUUUAAGUCACGUUUCACAGUCGCAAAAGAGGAUGCUCAGUAUUCUCUCAUCAUCAGAAAUGUAAGCAAAGAGGAUGAAGCAACAUAUUUCUGUCAGAAAGCAACGUUGUUUUCUCCGACUUUCGUCAAUGGCACAUUCUUGGCUGUGAACGACAACAAUCAGCAGAAAUCAGUCUAUGUGAAACAAAGUCCGGAGACAGCAUUUGUCCAGCUGGGAGACGCACUGACUCUCCAAUGUUCACUGCUCUCCAAGAACACAACAGAAAACACAGAUCAGUGUCCAGGUGUACACAGUGUGUACUGGGUCAGAGCUGGAUCAGGAGGAUUUCAUCCAGGCAUCGUUUACACUCACAGGAACAGGAGUGAUGAACGUGUGGAAAGAAGAUGUGUCUACAGUCUGUCCAAAACUAUACAGGACUCCUCUGAUACUGGGACUUACUACUGUGCUGUGGUCACAUGUGGAGAGAUCCUGUUUGGUGAAGGAACUAAAGUGGACACAAGAUCAGGGUUGGAUCCAGUUGUCAUUCUACUUGGAGCGCUGUUGGCCUGCUGUGUGACUGUGAUUGCCGUCCUCAUUUUCUACAUUAAUGGGAGGAGAGUUUUUGAACAUUGCAAUGAGGAGCCAGUGGAGGUGACCACAGGAGAAACAGCGGUGACAGGAUGUGAGACGGCCGCUAUAGCAGAGCCGGUGGUGGACUGGGCGGGGGGACAGGCAGCCGAGGGCACAGAUCUUCCAGACCUCGAGCCAGCAGCAGAGCACAGGUUGGCAGCUGCAUCCACGGAGAGAUCCGCUGGGUGA
Molecule: messenger RNA, 1029 nt
Organism: Thunnus maccoyii (southern bluefin tuna)
Lineage: Eukaryota; Metazoa; Chordata; Actinopteri; Scombriformes; Scombridae
Exons: 5
Coding region: 1-1029 (342 amino acids)
Biological process (GO): response to bacterium
Source: RefSeq, a predicted model, not a curated record